AUGAAGUUGGUCAAAUCCUUUAUAAUCUCCGCCAUCAUAGCCCUUGCGUCGUCAGGGCAGGUAUUCACCGGCACCAACUUCCCAAACCGUCCAACCCGAGGGUUCACGGCCGCAGAACAACAAAGGCAGUUGUUACAACGUCAACAGGCCGCGCCAAAACGGCAACAGGCAGAACGACAAAGACAACAAAAUCAGUUACAACAAACCGCCCCAGAACGUCAAUAUCGCGCGCCAGAAUUACAAUAUGCCGCGCCGCAAUUACAAUAUGCCGCGCCGCAAUUACAAUAUGCCGCGCCGCAAUUACAGCAGGCCAUGAUUGAACUGCAACCGUCAGCGCCAGAACAACAAUAUGGAGUGCCUGAAUUGCAAUUUGCCGCGCCACAAAUGCAACACGCUGGUCCACAACAAUUGCAACAGGUCACGCCACAACAGUUCCAGCCAAUUCCUGAAUCCGGCUUUCAACCAAUCAUUCCACAGCAGCCAGUUAUUCAGCAGGCUAUGCCUCAACAUCUUCAAGUAAGCCAACCCAGGCCACAGUUACAACUGAGGCCAGAACUACAGCAACAACAGGCCAGAACGGAGCAGUCUGCAAGAAUUUUGAGUUAUAUCAAUGAAAAUGAUGGACGCAAUUAUAGAUACGCAUACGAGACUGAAAAUGGAAUCAGAGCACAAGAAGCUGGACAAACCAUUAAAGGGACGCAAGCGCAGGGCGAGUACUCGUACACUGGUAAUGAUGGUCAGACCUACACUGUGAGGUACACAGCUGACGAGAACGGGUUCAGACCCCAAGGAGACCAUCUGCCAACCCCCCCUCCCAUUCCUGAAGCCAUAGCUAAGGCUAUUGAACAGAAUGCCCAGGAUGCAGCCAAUGGUAUUUUUGAUGAUGGUAAUUAUUUAUAA
Amyelois transitella is the source of this 900-nucleotide messenger RNA. RefSeq lists its product as uncharacterized. The record is from RefSeq and is a predicted model, not a curated record. Gene Ontology annotation, cellular component: chitin-based extracellular matrix. NCBI's taxonomy places the organism in Eukaryota, Metazoa, Arthropoda, Insecta, Lepidoptera, Pyralidae. Gene Ontology annotation, molecular function: structural constituent of chitin-based larval cuticle. The coding region runs from base 1 to 900 and encodes 299 amino acids. The transcript is spliced from 4 exons.